This is a messenger RNA of Paramisgurnus dabryanus, 2226 nucleotides long. RefSeq names its product CCR4-NOT transcription complex, subunit 2 (gene cnot2). Lineage: Eukaryota; Metazoa; Chordata; Actinopteri; Cypriniformes; Cobitidae. Gene Ontology annotation, biological process: regulation of DNA-templated transcription. The record is from RefSeq and is a predicted model, not a curated record. Gene Ontology annotation, cellular component: CCR4-NOT core complex.
AGUUUUCAAUCUUAUGUGUCCAGUGUAAAAUAAACCGAAGGUCAGGAGGUCAGAGGGUAAAGGCUAUUCCCCCAGCAUUCUCGUCAGUAGGAUACACAGCCAUCUUGGAUCUGCGAGGAGAGGGUAAAUUAAUGCGGUGACAAACGGAAUGUUCAGUGCAACUAGAAAGAAGUUUGUUGAGGGGGUCGACAGUGACUACCCAGAUGACCCCAGCAUGUAUUAUCCCCAGCCGUCGAUGUUUCGACCGGAGAAAGACAUGCUGACAUCUCCUUCACCGUCAUCGUCAAGUCAAUUGUCACAGCUUGGUGCAAGUUUGUAUGGACCGCAAAAUACACUAGGUUUCUCAAUAAGGGGCAUGAGUAAUAACAAUCCUCAACUGAACCGGAACUUAACACAAAGCACUCAGCUACCGAGCCAUAGCACCCCAACAACAGGCGUCCCAACAAUGUCCCUCCACACGCCACCUUCGCCGAACAGGGGCAUCCUGCCCAUGAACACCAGAAACAUGAUGAGCUCGCAGGUAGGGCAGGGCAUGGGCAUGAGUGGCAGGACCAACAGUAUGGGCAGCUCGGGCCUGGGCAGCCCUAACCGCAGCUCACCAAGCAUUAUCUGUAUGCCCAAGCAGCAGUCAGCACGCCAGCCGUUUACCAUCAACAGUAUGUCAGGAUUUGGAAUGGGGCGGAGCCAGGGGUUUGGAAUGAACUCCUUAUCCAAUAACAUCUUCAACGGGACAGAUGGAAGUGAAAAUGUGACUGGAAUAGACCUCUCAGAAUUCCCAGCACUCGCAGACAGAAGUCGAAGAGAGGGAAACGGCAACCCAACACCGUUGCAUAAUCCACUGGCUGGAAGGGCACCUUAUGUCGGAAUGGUCACAAAGCCAUCGAACGAACAGUCGCAGGACUUCUCCAUUCACAACGAAGACUUCCCAGCUCUGCCCGGACCCAACUACAAAGACCCAACGUUGAGCACGGAUGAAAGCAAAUCAAGCUUGAACUCAUCAGGCAAAGGCAGCUCAAGCACUGACGGACCCAAGUUCCCGGGCGAUAAGACAUCAUCAGCACAGAAUAACAACCAGCAAAAGAAAGGGAUCCAGGUGUUGCCUGAUGGCAAGGUAACAAACAUUCCCUCAGGAAUGGUGACGGAUCAGUUCGGAAUGAUCGGACUCUUGACAUUCAUCCGGGCAGCUGAGACGGACCCUGGGAUGGUUCACCUGGCUUUAGGAAGUGACCUAACAACGCUAGGACUCAACCUAAACUCUCCAGAGAAUCUGUAUCCCAAGUUUGCAUCUCCGUGGGCUUCUGCUCCAUGUCGACCACAAGACAUUGACUUCCAUGUUCCCUCAGAGUACCUAACCAACAUUCACAUAAGAGAUAAGCUGGCUGCAAUAAAACUGGGACGAUACGGUGAAGAUCUUCUGUUCUACCUCUACUACAUGAACGGAGGAGACCUCUUACAACUCCUCGCUGCUGUGGAGCUCUUCAACCGGGACUGGCGGUACCAUAAAGAAGAAAGGGUUUGGAUCACAAGAGCACCUGGCAUGGAGCCCACGCUAAAGACCAACACUUAUGAAAGAGGAACAUACUACUUCUUUGAUUGUCAUAACUGGAGGAAGGUUGCAAAGGUAAAGGAGUUUCAUCUGGAAUACGACAAGCUAGAGGAGCGGCCUCACGUGCCAACCACCUUCAACUACAAUCCGGCCCAGCAGGCUUUCUGAAUCCGAGUCCAUCAGCGUCCGAGAGCUCCAAGAGCGAUCGGUAGUGACAGCCAGACGACCUGCCCGACUACAAACCUGGUUUUAUUCCUCAACUGUUUGGACAAGGACUGCGGGAGGGGGGGGUGAGGGUCUCCACCUUGAGAACCGGGGGAGGGACCCUGCCUUGCAAAUUAUGUGCUGCCCAAAAACAAAACUACUUCUAUAUAUUUUCAUUCUGUUUUUAAUUCCCCUCUUAUUUUCUUUCUCCCUCCAUUUCAUUUCGAGCAGGGUCAAUGUUUUGUUUCUCCUCCGAUGGGAAGCCCCGUUUGGUGUUUGCCCAAAGUCUAAGUUGCAGUACAGCACACACACACUCUCAUUGGUAUAAAAAGCAGCUAGCGCUUUGUUUUCCGAAGCGCCACGCUUACAAACAGGACAGACACGAUGACAAAUCCAAUACAUGUGAAUACACAAGGGCAAAAGAAAAUGCAAUGUUCAUUGUUGCACUAUUUAGUAAUAAAAGAACACAAAAAUCG